AUGCCUUUCCAACAAGGUCCAAGGAAAGCUGAAAAGGACGAUAAAGGGAAUCCGGUCUAUCCAUGUUUAUGGAUUGGAUGUAAUAAAUCUUUCGGAACUGCUGGACAUGUUCGUAGACAUGAGAAGACUCAUGUAGGAAUCACACCCUAUGCGUGUCCACACUGCGAUAAGAGUUUCAACAGGAGUGAUGUGCGUGCCAAGCACGUAUCGACUAUGCAUCCCGAGAAAGAGGGACAGAGUGGAUCGUCAUCAUCGGGUAUGGUCGAUGGUGAUGAUGAGCCUCCAAGUAAGAUAAGGAGGGUAUCGAUGGAUGAAGAUACUUCUACUCAACGCGGUGAAAAUUCGGAUUUCCAUCAUCGAGAUCAUCAUGAAAGGCGAUAUUCAACUUCGUCCGAUCACAGGAGACCAUCUAUAACAUCUAUAAACGAGACUUCCAAUCCUACACCCAACCCUUCAUAUCCAUUCGUAUCUGUCUCACCAUUAUCCACUACCGUCCCCAUCCAAGUAGCCAUACCAGCAAGUACACCUCACCAACAACAAUCAAGUAUAAAUGUCAGUACGAUCGACCAAUUGUGGAAUACUUUCAACGGCCCUACUCCUCCUUCUGCUACUGGCUUGACGCCAAUGACAAACCCUAGUCCAAGUGUGAUGAUGUCAGGAUCUGGUCCAGCAGGAAUGUCAAUGAUGCCUCCUCCACCUCAGCAGACUACUGUCAAUACCGGUACACCAUUCAGUGUGCCUUCAGUUGGAUCCUCCAAUUCCGGAUUCAUAGACCCUGCCCAACUCAGUGUAGGCACCAGUGCGGGUCUAGGUGGUGAUUUCGGUGCGGACCUAUUUGGACCUCCCAUCGUACCUGACCAACCCCUCGACCCCUUCGAUCCAAGUUGGGAAUGGUUCGGUCAAGUAUUCGGUUGGGGCUCAGACGAAAAUAUCGACUUGGAUAUAGGUCUUCAAAGUAGCAUGUUCGAUAAAGGUGGUGUUGGACCUAUCAGCUCGACCGACUCGUUGAGCGCAGCAUGGUUGUUGUGUUCUACCCCUAGAGGAGGUAGUCCAGUGAAUGGAGAGGAUCCAACAAAUCCACUUAACAAGGGGAAACCAGUUUUGGGAAUGCCAGAUCCAUUUGGAAGGAAAGAGGAUAAUCCCUGGCCGAGUAUAUUCAAACCUAAAGUACCUGAUCGACCUUUAACUCUAGCUGGCGUCAAGGCCUCACCAAGAAUGCACAAAUGGAAACAACAGUCCAAUAGCGGCAUGCCGCAGAAUGCGAUUAACGAAACGUCAAGAAACGCAAUGCUAUCUUUGAUUUACCUAUCACAUCAACCUACUUGGCUCAUGCCUGACAUAGAUGAUUUCCCAGAUUCUGAAACUCUAUCUGACUUUGUCGAUUUAUAUUUCGAAAAUUUCCAUCCGCUCUUUCCUAUCGUACAUAGACCGACGUUCUUCAAGGGUGAAACGCCUGCUGUGCUGCUGCUUUCGGUCGCGGCUAUAGGAGCGACAUAUGCCAAUAAGGAGUUUGGGCCGUUGGCGGUGGCGCUUUGCGAGUUGGUGAGGAGGAUGAUAGCUUGGAUGAGAGGUAGUGAUCAAAGGGCUAAAUUCGAUCGAAAUACACUUCUUGCCUUCCUCCUGCAAACAGCUCUGGGAAUAGCAUGUGGUUCAAGAGAGAUGUAUUAUCACGCGGAGAUCUUUCGAUGUAGUAUCGUCACUACCUGUAGGAGGUUACACUUACUUCGUGGAAUCGGAUCAGCAAUGAACGACUUGUACGCCAGAGAAGAAUUCCCAACGGACGGUCAGAGAUAUAAAGCGUAUAUGGAGGAUGAGACGAAGAGGAGACUGGGGUGGGGUGUCUAUUACCUCGAUUCUCAGAUGGUAGCUCUACUGCAUAUCCCAGCGGUAUUCGCAGUGAACGAAGCUGGGAUUCAUCUACCUUGCGAAGAUUCCCUGUGGGAAGCCCCUGAUGCUGCGAGUUGGGCGGCACUGAUCGCCAAUGGAGAAGCCACCGACCCGUCCACCACUAGACCUAAAUUCUUAAAAGUAUUAGCUAAAUCAUUGGCGGGUGAGGACAUAGGAUUGAAAAUGGAUGAUUUGGGUUGUGCGAUCAUAUCUCUGACUGUAUGGAGGAUGUUACUUGAUCAACAGAUGUUGCAGAAAGCUCUUGGAGUGGGAUUGACAGAUAAUGGGAUGGAUAAACCUUCUUACACCCAUGAAGCUCAUGUAUUAGAUACCAAACCAGCCCAUUUGCUCCUACGUCUAGCUCAAACCACCUACCUUUCCCCUUCACCUACGCAUCUCCGUCUCACACCCGCAGCAUUAUACCAUUCCGCACAUAUACAAUUCACCCGACCUGGUCUGAUGGAUAGGAUACGGCAUGUCUCGGGUAAAUACGAGCCUGAUAUGACCACGAAAGGGUCUUUGGGAUGGUUGAAAGCGUGGAUGAAGGAUGGUAAGGAAGUCAGGAAAGUCUUGUGGCACGCGGGGGUAUUGAACGCCUUAUUAGCGGAAUUUUCCAGGGGCUCCUUUGCCGAAUUAUUCUGGACAUUCGAUUGUGCUUUGGUUGUUUGGGCUAUAGCUAAAUAUGCGCCUUAUCAAAUAACCAAUAAUGGCUUGAAAUCAGCUUUGUUCGCUGCUAAUUGGUUCGAUACGAUCCCACCUAAUUUAUGGCUUUUACACGGCGGAGAGAUGGUUUUCCCCUUCUUAGGUUCAUCUGCCAAUUGGACUGUCUCCAACCUCUUGGAAUUGUUUAUGAACAGAUUGGAAUCGAUGAAAUGGGGUUUAGCCGUACAGUAUCGACUGGUACUGAAUACUUUACUAGAAGCUGAAAAAGUAGGUAAAACUUUGGCUGUUGAUGGUGGUAGACCUAACAAGAGGAAUGGUGAAGGGGGGGAUUAUAACACGGACUCGGAUGGGAAGUGA
Molecule: messenger RNA, 2907 nt
Organism: Kwoniella mangroviensis CBS 8507
Lineage: Eukaryota; Fungi; Basidiomycota; Tremellomycetes; Tremellales; Cryptococcaceae
Exons: 12
Coding region: 1-2907 (968 amino acids)
Biological process (GO): regulation of transcription by RNA polymerase II; DNA-templated transcription
Cellular component (GO): chromatin
Molecular function (GO): RNA polymerase II cis-regulatory region sequence-specific DNA binding; zinc ion binding; DNA-binding transcription factor activity, RNA polymerase II-specific
Source: RefSeq, a predicted model, not a curated record